CAAAAGCACUCUAAAUCCUAGAAAUAUUUGUGAAAAUUAUCCUAUUAUCGGUUUCUGUAACAUUUGUGUGUGUGUUAGGUAAUAUCCUACUUCUGUUUCUUCUCCCUCGCUUUCCCAACUUCAAAAAUCAGGGACUCAAUAAUGUCUAUGUUAAGGGUUUCUCAUCUUCCGCCAUUCUCGACUCCAGCUCUCUUCGCACCCAGACUCUAUCGCCUUCCAAUUUUCACUUCCUUUUCACCGUCAAAACUUCGCCAAAUCUCUUCAUUUCCAUCUAUAUUCCCCAGAACCCUUAAACCCUCUUCAUCUUCAUCCCAAUCUUCUUUCAUCUUCAACCGCGUCUUGGCUAUGGCGGCACGUUCAUGUUUCAGAGCCGCAGCAGCUUCGUUUAGUGCUGAAAGUGGCUCGAGUAGUGAAAGGGAAAUACUGGUGCAGCAUUUACUUGUUAAAGAAAAUGAUCUCAAUCUUCUUUUGGAUCUUCAGCAGAGAGUUGUACGAGGUGAGGACCUAAGUGAUCUUGCUGUCGAAUUCUCAUUAUGUCCAUCAAAGAAAGAAGGGGGAAUGCUUGGGUGGGUUAGAAAGGGUCAAAUGGUACCUGAAUUUGAGGAGGCUGCUUUUAAUGCUCCAUUGAACAAGGUUGUUAGGUGUAAGACACAGUUUGGAUGGCAUUUGUUGCAAGUCCUUUCAGAGAGGGAAGAAUCAAUACUUCAAGAAAUUCCUCCUGAAGAGCUCCACCUCAAAAUGCAAGAUCCUAGUUUCCUUGAAGAUGCACAAUUGAUUGAUGUUCGUGAACCUGAAGAAGUGGCUCAGGCAUCUUUGCCAGGUUUUCAGGUUCUUCCCCUUCAACAAUUUGGAAGCUGGGGACCUGAGAUAACUGCUAAAUUUGAUCCUCAAAAGGAUACCUAUGUUCUGUGUCAUCAUGGAAUGCGGUCAUUACAGGUUUCCAAGUGGCUGCAGACACAGGGUUUUAGGAGAUUAUUCAAUGUGUCAGGAGGAAUUCAUGCAUAUGCUCUGAAAGCCGAUCAAACAAUUCCUACCUAUUGAUUUGUUUGUUAUGCAGGCACUUAACAAACAUUGAGCGAUGACAAUCUAGAAAUAAUUAAGGUUAGCAGGCAGUGCUUGAUGAUUCUGUUUAACAUUAGUUUAGUUUAUUCAUAUGUGGAUGAUACUUGAGCUUUCACCACUUUUUUCACAUGUAAGUGUGUUUUAGAAUAACUUAUAUUGAAUUGGAAUAUAUAUAUUACAAGUAUUCAGUAAUGUUUGGUGUUGGAAUAUAGUACUUUCCCUCAUAAAA
Cannabis sativa is the source of this 1291-nucleotide messenger RNA. RefSeq names its product rhodanese-like/PpiC domain-containing protein 12, chloroplastic. NCBI's taxonomy places the organism in Eukaryota, Viridiplantae, Streptophyta, Magnoliopsida, Rosales, Cannabaceae. Gene Ontology annotation, molecular function: peptidyl-prolyl cis-trans isomerase activity. The transcript has 9 exons. The record is from RefSeq and is a predicted model, not a curated record. The coding region runs from base 142 to 1041 and encodes 299 amino acids.